AUGCAGGAUAGAUGUUUUGGGAUUGAUGGACCGGGGGUCUGUGAGCUUGACUAUGACCUCGAAGAUGGGGUGAUCAGCAAAAAUAUCUCAAAAGAAAAUGUGAACGCCAACAAUAUUUCUGGCAUCGAAAGAAUUGGUGACAUGCUAUGGUACAGGAUACUUGCUAUGGUGCUCACGUCCAAAGCAGAGAACAACAUUAAAUGCUACGAUGGAAGGCUAUCGAAGGACAACAUUGAACUCGUCCGAUGUAAUUACAUCGUUUUCUCCAGUUACUACAACCUGGAAGGAUGUGUGUUAUUUAUCCCAGUUUUCCUGGCAACGACUUGGUCUUCAAUCAACGCUUAUGCUCUUCGCCAGGAUGCCAUUCCAAUGUUAACACUUUUAAUUAUUAACUACGGACAUUCCAUUAGAUGUGGUGAUAAUUAUGCCAAAUACAGCAAGAAAAUACAUGUCAUCACCUAUUCUACCAACGAUCGCAUCACAUAUCGUGAAGCCAAAGACCAAGCGAAAUUAUCUGGAGUGGAUGAUGCCUCAAAAAUGGAGGAUAUUCUAACGGAGGUAAUUCGACUCGGCCCGUGUGAAAUAGAAUGGAAUUACGAAAUUAUGAUUGCCAUUCUCGCCAAGGCUUACGACAUUUUCUCCCAGGAAUCUACACUUCUCGAAGGCUUGCCGUUAAACCAGAAUAACCAACAAUUUCUAAAGUUAACCGUGCCUAUCGCCAUAUAUGGAGAUAUACAUGGUCAAUAUAGUGAUAUAUGGAGGUGGUUUCACGUGAAUGGAUGGCCUCCUGGAACUCGCACACUUUUCCUAGGAGAUUACGUUGACAGAGGUCGUCACAGCACAGAGGUACUAAUGUUCGUACUGCUACUGAAAAUCGUAUGGCCAAAAAGCGUAUUUGUAUGUCGAGGUAACCAUGAAGAGGAACAAGUCAAUAAAGCGUACAAUUUCUACAGCGAAUUGAAGGCACGAUUCCCGAAGUCGUUCAGAAAAUUGUAUCGUAAAGUCAAGGGAGUGUUCAGCAUGAUGCCGAUAGCUUGUCUGAUCAGUAAUCAGAUAAUCUGCAUGCACGGUGGACUGUCACCUCGGAUCCAGACAGUUGCUGAAAUAGCAGCCAUACAAAGACCGCUGACAAAGGAUAACAAGGAAGAAGUAUACAUUGACAUUUUGUGGUCUGACCCUCAUCCAAGCAAGUGGAAAUAUGAGGUAAGAACCAGUUUCAAGCCCUUUGAAAAUCCCCGCCCCCCAUUUUCCAAGGAUUUUUGA
This is a messenger RNA of Haemonchus placei, 1263 nucleotides long. NCBI's taxonomy places the organism in Eukaryota, Metazoa, Nematoda, Chromadorea, Rhabditida, Trichostrongylidae. The record is from the annotation of a GenBank genome assembly.